Molecule: messenger RNA, 3253 nt
Organism: Cottoperca gobio
Lineage: Eukaryota; Metazoa; Chordata; Actinopteri; Perciformes; Bovichtidae
Gene: zbtb16a
Product: zinc finger and BTB domain containing 16a
Exons: 7
Coding region: 436-2418 (660 amino acids)
Biological process (GO): regulation of transcription by RNA polymerase II
Molecular function (GO): DNA-binding transcription factor activity; RNA polymerase II cis-regulatory region sequence-specific DNA binding; protein binding
Source: RefSeq, a predicted model, not a curated record
CUGGCUGCUUCACCGGGAGCCAGACAACAUAUGACGCCCCGCUCCAUGUGACUUUACUGGAGAAAUCGCGUUUGCUCAUUUUGAUGGAAAUUGUGCAAUUUUUAGACAGCGACACUAUUGCCCGUCCUUGUGUCUCCAGACGCACUGGUGUGGCUCAUUUAGCCGUGAUGACAUCACGAUGAGGACUGGGGACACUGGUCUUUAUACCCGAAACAAACCCAAAUACAGUCACUGUACAGUCGCACUACAAUUGAUUGACAGGCAACUAGCCUAGAUGUUUGAUUGGUGACCAAUAAUCGAUUCGCAGGAGCACGCGCAGGAUACUGUGAGGUGGAGAACUGACUGGGUUUCAUCUUGUUUACACAGAAAGCUAAACACACUGCUGAGCGGGGAAGGCGAGCCUCAUGAGUCGGCCUCGUGGAUUGCAUCGACAUAAUGGAUUUAUCUAAAAUGGGUAUGAUCCAGCUCCAGAACCCCAACCACCCCACUGGCCUUCUGCAGAAGGCCAACCAGAUGCGUCUGGCCGGGACUCUGUGUGACGUGGUCAUCAUGGUAGACAGCCAGGAGUUCCACGCUCACCGGACUGUGCUAGCCUGCACAAGCAAAAUGUUCGAGAUCCUCUUCCACCGCAGCAGCCAGCAUUACACCCUGGACUUUCUUUCACCAAAGACUUUUCAGCAGAUUUUGGAGUAUGCUUACACUGCCACGCUCCAGGCCAAGGUGGAGGACUUGGAUGACCUUCUGUAUGCAGCAGAGAUCCUGGAGAUUGAAUACUUGGAAGAGCAAUGCCUCAAGAUUCUGGAAACCAUCCAGUCCUCUGAUGAGAAUGACGUGGAGGUCAAUGUUAAUGACGGCAGCACAGAGGAGGAUGAUGAGCGCAAAGGCCACAAUGGAGCCAAGAACUCCAAAAAGCAUUCCAUGGAGAGUUCCUAUCUGACAGGAGCCCAGCAAGUCGCCAUUAUGGCUGGCAUGGUGGACCAGAGUCCCUCGGUCUCCACCUCGUUCGGUGUCUCCACCCUGAGUCCCACCAAAGCUGCUGUGGACAGCCUGAUGAGCAUUGGCCAGUCUCUGCUCCAGCAGGGCUUCGGAGCUGAACAACUUCUCCACGGCAACACCCACCACCUGAUGACUGAGAUCAAGACUGAAAUGAUGCAAGUGGACAUGGGUGGCAACGGCCAUGACAGCCCUCCCAACAUGGAGUCCAGUGCGUCCAGCAAUGGAGAGCGAAGUGGGGAAGACAGGAACCGAGACGGUCCAGGAACACCAACCAGAAGCAGCGUGAUCACCAGUGCCCGUGAGCUACAUUACAUCCGCGAUGACCCUCAAGUUGAUGUAAGCCAGAUGGGGCUGGAAGCAAUGGCCGGAAUGACGGAGAAACAUCUUGCCUCGCUUUACGCCCUACCUGUCAAUCAUAAAUCAGAUACCAUGAUGUCCAUGCCGGCAUCCAUGGCCUCCGCUCUCCCGAUGUCCCCAGCCCUGGCAAUGUCUAUGGACUUCAGUGCCUACGGGGCACUCCUGCCUCAGAGCUUCAUCCAGAGAGAAUUCUUCAGCAAGCUCGGGGAGCUGGCAGUGGGCUUGAAACCAGACGGCAGGAACCAGCAUGAACGUUGCAAUGUUUGCGGUGCAGAACUACCAGAUAACGACUCUGUGGAGCAGCACAGGAAGAUGCACAGUGGAAUGAAGACCUACGGCUGUGAGCUGUGUGGAAAGAGCUUCCUGGACAGUCUCCGUCUACGGAUGCAUUUGCUGUCUCAUUCAGCUGGUGAUAAGGCCAUAGUUUGUGACCAGUGUGGUGCCCAGUUCCAGACGGAGGAAUCCCUGGAGGCUCAUCGGAAGAUCCAUACCGGGUCAGACAUGGCCAUCUUCUGCCUGCUCUGUGGGAAGCGUUUCCAGACGCAGCCGGCACUGCAGCAGCACAUGGAAGUCCACGCUGGCGUUCGCAGCUACAUCUGCAGUGAAUGCAACCGGACUUUCCCCAGCCAUACUGCACUCAAGCGUCACCUACGCUCACACACAGCAGGGGACCAUCCGUACGAGUGCGAGUUCUGCGGGAGCUGCUUCCGAGAUGAGAGCACGAUGAAGGGCCACAAACGCAUCCACACCGGGGAGAAGCCCUAUGAAUGUAACGGCUGUGGGAAGAAGUUCAGCCUUAAGCACCAGCUGGAAACCCACUACCGUGUGCACACAGGUGAGAAGCCAUUCGAGUGCAAGCUGUGCCACCAGCGAUCCAGGGACUACUCGGCCAUGAUCAAGCACCUGCGCACCCACAACGGCGCCUCGCCCUACCAAUGCACCAUCUGCCUGGACUACUGCCCCAGCCUGUCAGCCAUGCAGAAGCACAUGAAAGGCCACAAGCCCGAAGACGUCCCCUCAGACUGGCGCAUAGAGAAGACCUAUCUGUACCUCUGCUAUGUCUGAGGCCGGGAGAGGGAAUUAAGAGAGGGGAGGGUACGUUUGAUGUAGUGGGUGGGGUUGAGAGGUAAGGGGAAUGUAAUGGAGCGGCUGAGGAGGCUCGGGUGGAGUGUUGACGAUUUAGGGAUGUCAACGGCAAGAGACCCGAAAGCAAGAGGGUUUGUUUUCUCUUUUUACUUUUCAUGCAAAGGCGGUGGCGACCAGCGGGGUCAAAGGGUGGUGAUGGUGGGACAAAAGUGCUAAGAAGAGGAAGACUUGGACACGGAGAGAGAGAUUCUCCACCAUAGUUCGGAUUCACCGGGUCAUUCACUACAUCUGCAACUGCAAACUCGUGUUUUUGUUUCAGGUCAUUUCAUGCAGCAGGCAAGAAAGUGACUUUUUAUGACGCUGCUGCGAGUGAGAGAGCAGAUUCUCCAGGGCUAUCUGAACCUGCACAGGCUCUUUCUGUUCUACUUGAUAUUGGUUUGUUUACAUAGUCAUAUUAGUUUUGAUCACAUGAACAAUAUGUGAAUAUGAGCAUCAGUUUAGACCCUCAGUUGUCUUUGAGAAGCCACAAACCUUCAUGUUCUGGUAGUAAUGAACCACAACACAGUUAUCUCGGAGGACGACUGAGACGUAUUUCCAACAGUUCCCCCAAACAAACUGAAUGAAACGUGCGCUCCACAGUUUGAGCUUGGGGUGAGAAUCCUUUCCAUCCCUAAUGGGACAUGAUAACCUGUCCGUACAUGAGAUCCUUCAGAUGCCCAGCGAUGGCAGAGAGAUAGCCCUGAGAAUCUGCAGCACAGCCUGUAGGCAUAUGCAGUAGUUGAAGCAGUUGAACUGGAUGGAUGGGAGCACUAAA